CUUUAUUGGGACAUCCUUCUCACUUUUGUCAAAAUAAGGCCACGUUUAUGAUGCAUUGUCACAAAAAAACAGGAAGUUGACUGACUUAGUUCUCUCAUGCGUCUGACACAUUUUCAAAACAGUUUCGGAGAGGAACACACACAGACUCUCAGGGCAAUGGAUGUUUAUAAAGAAGCACUGAAUUAUCUGGAGUCGUACAACAUCUCCGUGGAGGAUGAAGUAUAUCCUGAACUUGAAGAGGACGUAUUCCAUGAAGAUUCUUAUCUCCACUCACCUCUGCAGUCAGAUUGUGUGGACUUACCUGACACGCCUACACUGUGCUCUCCAGAGGCUCUGUUGGAGAGGAGGCUAACCGUCCUGAAGGCUAUCCUAGAGAGUGAGCAGCUCUACCUCAGCGAACUGCAGACACUGCUCACGCCUAUGAAAGCCUUGAAGGCUUCUGCAGGGACUUCUCAACCAGUCCUGUCGAGCCAGCAGGUCCAGACCGUCUUCUAUCAAGUACCAGAACUCAGGGACCUGCACAGAGACUUCUACACCGGCCUCAGGACCAGGCUGGAGGCCGGAAUGAGGCCCGGGCCUGGGCCGCAGUCAGACCAGGGAGCUCAAGUAGAACAAAGCCCGAUGGAAACGUCUGGCUGUGUGGGAGAUGAAGCUGGUGGGUCGGAGAUGAAGCUGGUGACAGGCCAUGGUGGCUUCCAGUUAACUGUCGGGGACCUGUUCCUGAAAAUGGUAAGCCAGCUGCGUGUGUAUCGAGGCUUCAUAGAUAACUAUGAGAGUGCUGUGGAGAUUGUGAGGAGGUGUACACAAACCAACCAGUGCUUCAGAGAACUAUCACAGAGUAUGAUGUCAUGUAAUGGAAUAGACAAAAUUAAGACUUCGUACACCUUUGAAGCACUUCUGUACAAGCCUCUGGAUCGGAUCACCAAGACGACCUUAGUGUUACAUGACCUGCUGAGCACCACACCUCCGAACCACGAGGACCAUCCAGUGCUGCAGGAAGCCCUGAGGCUUUCACGGGGCUUCCUCUCCGGCCUCAACGAGGGCUCACGCUGCAGGCGAGAAGUCACGCUCAGCCACGCCUUGCGACGCCAGGUGAUCCGUGACGGCUUCGUGGUGGAUGUGUGUGAGGGAGGGCGUAACCUUCGCCACCUCUUCCUCUACACUGACCUGCUACUGUGUGUGAAGAUGAAGGGCGGGGCUACAGGUAAGCAGACCUACUACAGGUUUUGUUGGUACCUGCCCCUGGCUGGUCUGAAACUGCAGUGGGGGGCAGAGACAGAGCGAUCGGCCGACACACACCUGCGCAUACAGACCAUCAGAUCCAAGAUGUUCCAGUUACGACAAGAGCUACGGCACUCAAACAUGGGGCUAGUUAAGGGUUUGGCAGCUCGUUUUCUGGAGAAAAGCAAGAGGAAGAUGGAGCAGUUGGAACUGAUGCUGCUGACGCUCGCUCCUGUCCCCUAUCUGGACCUCCACAGCCCCAGUGGCAAGAGCCAUAUGUUCUUGCUGUCCUCCCUGUUUGAGCUGGAGGAAUGGAGAGAAGCCAUCCUCAAACUCACAGGAGAAGAUAUGGAAACAGUUCCACCAGAUCUUCUCACCCUGACCAGCUCCUGUGUCAAGCUACGGAUGACUCAACAGCCUCCUCUACGCAGCCUACUGACUGAGGAUGAGGACCAGUGUUUGUGUGGGACUCUGAGUGUGGCCGUCCAGUCAGCGUGUGGACUCCAACAGCCAGCCAGUGUGUCUGUCAGCGUGGAGGUGGAUGGUUAUGACUUCUACCCGACCCAGGGCCAGACCCACUCCUCCGUCCCCUCCCUGUGCCCGCACUGGCACCAGGAGUUCUCGUUCCGCGUGGACGGAGCGCGGCAGAUGAGGGUCGUGUGUGUGCGAGAGACGGGGCAGGGAGCGGACUCCGAGGACACGGUUCUAGGCAAGACCUCCGUACAGCUGGACCCAGCCGUGCUACAGAAACAGUGGAAGAGACGGUGCAUAUCCCUGGGCCAGGUGGAGGUGACCCUCUUCCUGAAGUACCUCCCCCACCCACUGGACCCGCCCAGCAUCACACCUGACCAGCAACAGCCCGUGUUCUGUGUUCCCAUUGGAGCUGUAGCGCUGCAGGAGGGGGUGCUAGUGCCUCAUGUGGUGCGCUGCUGUGUGGAGGAGGUAGAGAGGAGGGGCCUGGAGGAGCUGGGCAUCUACAGGAUAUCAGGAGCCCUCAGUGACAUCAGCACCCUCAAGACUGCCUUCAGCACCAGUCUGCGUGAGGCCGUGUCCAGGUUGAGGAGUGUUGACAUACACGCUGUCUCAGGGAUCCUCAAGCUGUACUUCAGAGAACUACCCCAACCACUCAUACCCACAGAGCUGUUCCUAGACCUGUCCAAGGCACUCAAUAUCCCAGACAUGGGCACCCGGAUCAGCACCCUGCUGUCUCUGCUCCAGUCCUGUCCUGACGUCAACAUCAACACCUUCUUCUUCCUCCUCCACCACCUCAAAAGGGUUGCAGAGAAGCAGGAAGUGAACAAGAUGCCAUUAAUGAACCUGGCCACAGUAUUCGGUCCUACUCUCUUGCGCCCACCUGUGGCCACACUGGGGAACUCCUUCCCGAGAGUGGACAUUUCCCAGGAGGUAGUUGUGCAGGUCCAGGUGGUCUUCUUCUGCCUGCUGUGUGAUCACCUCCCUGCAGCCUGGACCUCCAUGCCUCAUGACUCAGAGGAGGAUGAGGAGGAAGACACCAUCAUGUGAGGCCAAACUCCUGGAAACAUCACUGUUGGCCAACAGAAGGACUCUCUCUGUCAACCACAGACACUGUAAAAAUAUUUAUUUUCGUAAAUGUUGUUGACAAUUGCUAGGAUGGAUUGUAGUAUUGUAGUUCUGAUGGACCCUCCAUCCUCCAGAUUUUGUGUACAGACUCUAGUUGUGUGUUUGGAUGAUGGGAAGUAGAAAUAUGGAAGGUUGGUCAUGGACACAGAUGUUGUGGGAAGGGUGGUAGGUCAGCAACCUUCAUCAACCUGGCUUGAAAUUGAAUUGGUUACGGUUCAAAUCCAACUAGAAGGAGUUCAUAUCACGACACACACACACGUUUGACCCGCCCCUACACCCCACACCCGGGGGUCUCCUUUCAAGGCCCUCUGCUUAGUGCACCUGGGCAGGGUGGGCUAAUAUUACCUCGUCAGCCCCCCCAACCCCCCAUUUCUUUUGAUCCCUAAUCCCAGCCCCCCCCCCCCCCACACACACACACACACACUCCCAUAACCACACAUUCCUAUAGACCCACAACGUCUUGACGAGGCCUCCGUGUGUGCGUGUUUGCGAGGACGUGUGUGUAAGUGUGUGUCAGUAUGCCAUAACAACAUCCAGACCUCGCCUGGAGACAAAGGACUCCCUGAGACCCCUCCCGCCCUCUGUGUCGUAAAUCACCUGUCCCACUCGCCCCCGCGACUGCCAAAAUAAGGUUCCCAUUGCAGACUACAAAGACAGUGUACAAUGGGGCUGGAAUUCAGGAAGGUCUGUUUUUCAGUGAAUGGAGGGGAGCCGACCUCUAUGAAUAAGACACCAGGAACACACCUGAAGGGCUGGGAAAGUUUCCACAGAGGCAAGGACAAGUGGAUAAAGAAAAGUGAAAAAGACAAAGGGAGGUUAGCAUCUUAGCCUGUUGGAGCUAACAGGCUGGAGGUAUUUAGCGGCAUUGGUCUUAGUAACUUCAGGGUUUGGAAUGUACAAAAAUAAAUGAAUUAAGCCUACAUACUAA
This is a messenger RNA of Osmerus eperlanus (European smelt), 3748 nucleotides long. RefSeq names its product active breakpoint cluster region-related protein. Gene Ontology annotation, molecular function: GTPase activator activity; guanyl-nucleotide exchange factor activity. Gene Ontology annotation, cellular component: membrane. NCBI's taxonomy places the organism in Eukaryota, Metazoa, Chordata, Actinopteri, Osmeriformes, Osmeridae. Gene Ontology annotation, biological process: signal transduction; positive regulation of GTPase activity. The record is from RefSeq and is a predicted model, not a curated record. The coding region runs from base 97 to 2742 and encodes 881 amino acids. The transcript is spliced from 22 exons.